AUGGCCCAGAUCAGAGCCCCUGUUAUUGUGCUGCUCGUGCUCCUGGCUGUGGGGCUGUUUGCUGCCCAGGUUUCUGCAGCUAAACAAGGCUGUUGUACGAGUUACUCCCAGGGUAGGAUAGACAUUGGUCUUAUCCAUGGCUUUUCCAUACAGACAGUGAAUGACGGGUGCAACAUUGACGCUAUCAUUUUCCACACUGUCAGAGGAAGAUUCACAUGUAUGGAUCCCACCAAGGGCUGGGUUAUGAAAGCUGUUCGCAAGCUGAGGGAGAGAGCGGAACGAUUGAACAAGAAAAGGUCAUAGGAAUAGUUCUCAUCACAAGGGUACACGGGACGAAGAGUUUGUGUUGCUAUCUUCAUUGACGGAGGAGAAUGCAAACAUGCUGGAACCCUGCUAUCUCUAAGUUUAUCCAACUACCUGAAUUUUAUCAGACAUUUCUCUGUGCUGAAAAGUAUAAUAAAUGAAGAAUAUAAGCAACGCGGAGCACCUGGACACAGCCCUGAGCCAUGGUAUAUUGGCCACAUAUGACAAACCCCGAGGAGCCUUAUUGCUAUUAUAAACUGGUUACCAACAUAAUUAGAGCAGUAAAAAUAUGAUUCAUUGUCAUACCGAUAGUAUAGGGUCUGACAUACUACAGCUGUCAGCCAAUCAGCAUUCAGGGCUGGAACCACCUAAUUUAUUAUUUUACAUAACCUAUUUGAA
Messenger RNA from Oncorhynchus masou masou (cherry salmon), 702 nucleotides. Its product is annotated as C-C motif chemokine 20-like. The record is from RefSeq and is a predicted model, not a curated record. Gene Ontology annotation, molecular function: chemokine activity. Gene Ontology annotation, cellular component: extracellular region. Lineage: Eukaryota; Metazoa; Chordata; Actinopteri; Salmoniformes; Salmonidae. Gene Ontology annotation, biological process: immune response. The coding region runs from base 1 to 303 and encodes 100 amino acids. The transcript has 4 exons.